Molecule: messenger RNA, 252 nt
Organism: Podospora anserina S mat+
Lineage: Eukaryota; Fungi; Ascomycota; Sordariomycetes; Sordariales; Podosporaceae
Exons: 2
Coding region: 1-252 (83 amino acids)
Source: RefSeq, a predicted model, not a curated record
AUGACGACCGACUCUACGACUCCUCCUGCCGCCCAGGCAGAGGGUGAGAAGACCACAACAACACCCAAGAAAACCCGGUCCUCCAAGGAUAGUAGCAGCGUUGCUACCAGUACCACCGCUAGCAAAAGUGCUGCUGUCAGCGCUGUUGAUGCCUCGGACAAGUCAAAGGAGAAUGUGAAGGCCUCCCUUCCGUAUUCGAUCCCCAAGAAGCCGACCAGCUCGGAGAUGUAUUCGGCUUGUCAUUAUGACUAG